UUUUUUUCCUGAACUAGUAUUCGGAGUGAACAACUAAGCAAAGCAAAAACCCCCCAAUCCCUAACGCGCAGAUUCUUCAUCCAUUCAUAGCUCACACACAUACCCACAAACCCAUCUCUCUCUCUCUCUUUGAUUUCCGAGCACCACCACUCAGUAAGCAGAGAAAAAUACAGAUUCUGAAGCCAUGAAAAGAGAGCUUGACCCUCAUCAAAAUCAUAAUCUCCAACCCUUGCCUGACUCGUCCGUGACUGGCAGCUCAAGUACUGGAAAAGCCAAGAUGUGUUGGGAAGAGGAAGUACAACAACAACAACAAGAUGGUGGCAUGGACGAGCUUUUAGCUGUGUUGGGUUACCAAGUUCGAGCUUCAGACAUGGCCGAGGUCGCCCAGAAGCUCGAAUUGCUCGAGGAUUUGAUGGGAAAUGCUCAAGGUGAUGGCCUCUCUCAUCUCGCUACUGAGACUGUACACUACAACCCUUCUGAUCUCUCCACCUGGCUCCAAAGCAUGCUCACAGAGCUCAACCCACUCGAUCCAUUGGUCCCUCCUCACCCCCACCACCAACCCCCACCCACUACUCUCGACGAUUCCUUCUUAGGUGAGUCCUCCAAUAUCACCUCCAUCGAUUUCACCACCACCACCACCAGCACAAGCAACAAUAAUAAUAGUCAGAAUCAGAAUAAGCCCACCCAAGUUUUUGACGAAUCCUCCUCUUCUGAUUACGAUCUCAAAGCUAUUCCAGGUAAAGCUCUGUACAGUCAACCCCAAAUUCGACCCCAAACCCAAACCCAAAUCGAAUCUCCGUCCUCUAGAGAACACAAGCGUUUAAAACCCUCAAUCGAGUCAAACUCGGAGAUUCUCCCGGGCUCUUCUAUAUUCUCAGCGCUAAACUUACCCACCACCGAGUCCACUCGCCCGGUAGUCCUCAUUGACUCGCAAGAAAACGGAAUUCGACUCGUCCACGCUCUAAUGGCUUGCGCCGAAGCCGUACAGCAAACCAAUCUAACCUUAGCGGAAGCCUUGGUAAAACAGAUCGGGUUUUUAGCCGUUUCUCAAGCCGGCGCGAUGCGAAAGGUCGCCACGUAUUUCGCCGAGGCCCUAGCUCGUCGAAUCUACGGGUUGUACCCACAGAACCCAUUGAACCAGUCGCUAUUCGAUGUUCUUCAGACUCACUUCUACGAAACCUGCCCUUACCUCAAAUUCGCUCACUUCACCGCCAACCAAGCCAUUCUAGAAGCGUUCGAAGGCAAGAAACGAGUCCACGUCAUCGAUUUUUCUAUGAAUCAGGGGAUGCAGUGGCCAGCACUCAUGCAAGCGCUCGCUCUUAGACCCGGCGGCGCACCCGCUUUUCGAUUAACGGGUAUCGGGCCACCCGCACCCGACGAUUCGGAUCAUUUACAGGAAGUGGGUUGGAAGCUUGCCCAAUUGGCCGAAACUAUUCAUGUCGAGUUUGAGUACAGAGGGUUUGUUGCCAACAGUCUCGCCGAUCUCGACGCGUCGAUGUUGGAACUCAGGCCGAGUGAGGUCGAGGCAGUGGCGGUUAACUCGGUGUUCGAGUUGCACAAGCUUUUGGCCCGACCCGGAGCGAUCGAGAAAGUGUUGUCAGUGGUUAAGCAGAUGAAGCCGGAAAUCGUGACCGUAGUUGAGCAGGAAGCGAACCAUAACGGGCCGGUUUUCUUGGACCGGUUCACUGAGUCGUUGCAUUACUACUCGACCAUGUUUGACUCGUUGGAAGGAUCGGUGAACAGUGAGGAUAAGGUGAUGUCCGAGGUGUACUUGGGGAAACAGAUAUGCAACGUGGUGGCGUGUGAAGGCGUGGACCGAGUCGAGAGGCACGAAACGUUGACUCAGUGGAGAACUCGGAUGGGAUCGGCCGGUUUUGCACCGGUUCACCUUGGGUCGAACGCGUUCAAGCAAGCGAGUAUGUUGUUGGCUUUGUUUGCAGGUGGGGAAGGGUACAGAGUAGAAGAGAAUAACGGGUCUCUGAUGUUGGGUUGGCAUACUCGACCUCUCAUAGCUACAUCGGCAUGGCAACUCGCCCACAACACCAGAGCUGGGUCUGUUGUGACGCAGUGAGUCAACUCAGAGAGAGAGCUGGUCAACUCGUUUACGGCUUGUAGGCCCCACCAAUAUACAUAGCUCUCAGUGGUCUUGGUUGUCAAAUGUGUUUUGCUGAGCUGGGUGGCUCUGGUCCUUGACUGAGACUGAGACCCACCACUCCUAAGUGUGUCUACCCCAUCCUAUCUCUUUUUUUUUUUUUUUGGUUUUGUUUAAUCCAAUCUCUUUUUUUUACUUUUUCUUUUAGGUUUUUUUAAUUUUAAUUAAAAUUUUCUUAGUUCUUUUUGUUUUUGGAUUUUGGGUGCAUGGAAUGGAAUCUUUUGUAAUUUU
This is a messenger RNA of Quercus lobata, 2383 nucleotides long. RefSeq names its product DELLA protein GAIP. The coding region runs from base 185 to 2071 and encodes 628 amino acids. The record is from RefSeq and is a predicted model, not a curated record. NCBI's taxonomy places the organism in Eukaryota, Viridiplantae, Streptophyta, Magnoliopsida, Fagales, Fagaceae. The transcript has a single exon.